CCUUCGUCUUCAUCUUAAUAUCGAUUAUAUAUAUACCCCAGAACCCUUGUUAUAGCAUGAUCAAACUCUCCACCAUCCUCUCCUCCUUCUUCUACCUCCUCCCCCUCUACAUCUUCGUCCUCGCCCCUCUCAUCCGCCAGUUCUUCCCUGCCGACUCCGCAUCCUCCGUCCUCGACUUCGACUCCACCGACCAUGACCCCGACAUCAAGCUCGACGAAAACAUACUCAGCCUCGACGACGGCGUCGAAGUGACCUGUUCCCCGGAGGCCGAGCAAUACCAAGUGCACCUACUCGCGCGCGACCCAUUGGUCAUCUACAUUGAGAAUUUCGUCUCGGGGACCGAAGCGGACGAGAUCGUCGAGAUGAGUCAAACCGGCUACACGCCCUCGAUCCUGUACAACGGCAGCGCCUCAGUCGUGGACCCCUCGCGACGACUCUCCGACCGCGCCCUUCUCCCCCGCACGCACACGAUCCGGUGCCUCGAGGCCCGCGCGCACGCCUUCCAGGGCUGGCGACCGAACUUGUACAUCGAGCGCAUGUGGGCCCAGCGAUACAACAUCUCGGGCCACUACACGCACCACUAUGAUUGGGCCGGGAGUGUGGCGCGCGGGGGCGACCGCGCCAGUACCUUCAUGGUGUACCUCGGGGACGAGUGCUCUGGCGGAGGAACCAAUUUCCCGCGGCUCAGGAAGCCGAGGGAUUCGCGGUGGUGUCGGUUUAUUGAAUGUGAUGGGGAGGAUGGGGCGGAGCAGGCGCAUAAGGGGGAUGGAGCGGCGACGGUGAAGAGGGAAGGGAUCACGUUCAAGCCGAUCAAGGGGAAUGCGAUCUUCUGGGAGAAUCUGAGGGCCGAUGGCUCGGGAUACCCGGAGACGUGGCAUGCGGCGGAGCCGGUGACCGAGGGGACGAAGUUCGGGUUGAAUAUUUGGAGUUGGUACCAGGCGCCGAGGAGGAGGGUGUAAAGAUAGACAUUUCUGGGUGGAUCUGGCCUGGUUAUGUAUUAUAGAGCUAUUGUUGUUGUGUAGACUUGUAUAGUGGAUAUACACAGAUUUCCUCACGUAGAAAAAGACAUAGAAGAAUAAAGAGAAUGGAAAAUGGAC
Messenger RNA from Aspergillus steynii IBT 23096, 1097 nucleotides. RefSeq names its product oxidoreductase, 2OG-Fe(II) oxygenase family. The transcript has 2 exons. The record is from RefSeq and is a predicted model, not a curated record. Lineage: Eukaryota; Fungi; Ascomycota; Eurotiomycetes; Eurotiales; Aspergillaceae. Gene Ontology annotation, biological process: peptidyl-proline hydroxylation to 4-hydroxy-L-proline. Bases 57 to 959 code for a protein of 300 amino acids. Gene Ontology annotation, molecular function: L-ascorbic acid binding; iron ion binding; procollagen-proline 4-dioxygenase activity. Gene Ontology annotation, cellular component: endoplasmic reticulum.